Trichoderma atroviride IMI 206040 is the source of this 759-nucleotide messenger RNA. RefSeq lists its product as uncharacterized. Lineage: Eukaryota; Fungi; Ascomycota; Sordariomycetes; Hypocreales; Hypocreaceae. Gene Ontology annotation, molecular function: serine hydrolase activity. The record is from RefSeq and is a predicted model, not a curated record.
UACGAAAUGUUACCCAAAACACCAAAUUUACCACAUGCGACCUUCUCUGGAGUUGCUCGAAUCAACAACGUCAAUCUCUGGUAUGCUUUGUUCGGGCCUCCGAUAGAUAGCGGCCGAAUCCCCGUACUUUUCCUGCAUGGGGGCAAGAUCAAUUCCAAUUGGUGGGGUCUCCAGAUCAAGCAUGUUGCUGAAAAAGGAUAUCCGGUGAUUGCACUCGAUACAAGAGGCCAUGGUCGCUCCAGCGACGAUGAUACAGUAUCGUUCUCAUACGACUUGUUUGCAGAUGAUACAGCAGCUUUACUGGCAUAUCUCAAGGUGCCAAGGGCUUCCGUUACUGGUUGGUCAGACGGCGCCAACACAGCUCUUUCUUUGGCCAUGCGCUAUGGCGAUAAAAUAGACCGCGCGUUAAUAUUCGGUGCGAAUUACCAACCCGAUCAAGUUAAUAUUGAAGGGAUGCUAGCCAUCCCUUUCCUGGACGAUGUAAAAAGCCGGAUGAAAUUGGAAUAUGAAGCUCUAUCUCCGCAUCCGGGCAAGUUCGAGAGCUUUAUGGCAAAGAUGGGUUUGAUGCAAGGCGCACUUCCAAACUGGAAUGAGCAAUCUUUUGCGCAAAUAAGGACUCGACUGGAAGAUCCUAUUCAUGCACCUCUUAUGUGGAUUGUUGAUGGAGCUUCGGAAGAAAUCAUUCCCCGGAGAGUUUUUCGCGAAAUAAGAGACAUGAUCCCGGGGUCUACUCAAAUUGUGGUACGCGUUGGACAUUUC